AUGGUCAACUGCAGCAAAUGCGGCUAUAACAACAUGUCUGGUUCGCAGACGUGCGCGCAGUGCGGCGCAUCUCUCCCAGUUGUUGUCAGCAGGUCACUGGAGGAUCCUGGAAUGAUGGAAGGGUUUUUUAAUGAGGGCAGUAGGAAUCAGUAG
Molecule: messenger RNA, 153 nt
Organism: Fusarium oxysporum Fo47
Lineage: Eukaryota; Fungi; Ascomycota; Sordariomycetes; Hypocreales; Nectriaceae
Exons: 2
Coding region: 1-153 (50 amino acids)
Source: RefSeq, a predicted model, not a curated record